AGUUUGAUCGCGCAUGGAGCAGACACAACUACCGUGCUCCUGUCCAGUUUAGAUUCAGUUUGGUACUUCCACGAUUUGAUCGUUGGAAAAUUUCAGAACUGCCAAUUCGAUGGCUUUACCCCACCAGCACAACCCGGUGUUGGUUUUGCUGUGCACUGUUCUAGUGCUGUUCACGGUUCGCUGCGCCGCCGAUGAACUGGAACUUGUCUAUCAAUGGACCCAGCUGCGCUGGAAUUUUCACCUGCCAACAGGUCCAGUACCGUUAGCUAAAAUGAACCUAGAAUCUUUACACACUGAACCGUUCAAUGAAUAUGGAAAUCUACCGAUGGGAGUUAGCCAUCACAAGGGCAGGCUAUUUGUGACGGUACCCCGCCGGCGCCCAGGCAUUCCGGCUACACUCGCGGUCAUCGAUGCGCACUUGACCGACAGCGUGGAUAAUCCUGCCUUAUUGGGUUACCCGAAUUACGAGGUCAACAGUUUGCAUCCCGAUUUUGAAGCUGAUCCUGAACGCAUCGUUUCUGUUUACCGCACCAAGGUGGACGUUUGCGAUCGAUUGUGGUUCGUCGACACCGGUUAUCUCGAAUAUCCGACCAAUCCUCGCCAGGUUCAACGCCCGUCUGUGUGGGUAAUUGACCUGAAUACGGACAGUGUCAUCCGGCGAUUCGAAAUCCCAGAAGAGAUGGUUGAGUUUGGAUAUGGGAUACCCAGCAUUGCCGUGGAUGUCGAGCCCGGCCAGUGCGAGGAUGCGUACGCGUACAUCCCAGACUAUCAGUGGCGCAAUCUGUAUGUGUAUGGUUUUGCCCAGAACCGAAUGUGGCGAUUCAGUCACAACUAUCUUUCGUUCGAACCCCGCUUCGGACACUUCAACGUGGCCGGUUUGAAGUUUGUUUGGAACGAUGGCGUAUUUUCGGUAACGGUCGGUAAAAAGGAUGCCGUGAGCGGAGAUCGUCCGGUUUAUUUGCACGCUUUGGCUUCCGUGAGUGAAAUCGUGGUUCCCAACAGUGUGCUGAAAGAUGAGACCCUGGCACGGUCAGGUAAAGACUAUAAUGGAUUAUUCCGGCAUUUGGGCCCACGAGGACCCAAUACGCAAUCGUCUGGACAUGCGUUCGACGAGCAUACCGGUGUGCUGUUCUACGCAGAGACAAAUCGCAACGCCGUUGGGUGCUGGAACAGUGCGACCGAUUUCCACCCGGAGAACCAAGGAAUAGUGCACCUGGAUAACGAAGGCAUGAUCUAUCCGGCAGAUUUGACGAUCGAUAACGACGGCACGAUUUGGGUCAUCUCGAACCGGCUCCCCAUCUGGAUCUACUCAAAGCUGGACGUCGACGAGUACAACUACCGUAUCUGGCGUCAAACGUCGGCGAAGGCCAUCAACGGAACCAUCUGCAUGUGAGGAGAAUUCAAUGUUCAGACAUGUGACGAAAACAAGGAUUUCUUUUGUGUUCCAAUAAAGACCGAAAACUUA
Messenger RNA from Armigeres subalbatus, 1465 nucleotides. RefSeq names its product L-dopachrome tautomerase yellow-f2-like. NCBI's taxonomy places the organism in Eukaryota, Metazoa, Arthropoda, Insecta, Diptera, Culicidae. The coding region runs from base 110 to 1393 and encodes 427 amino acids. Gene Ontology annotation, cellular component: extracellular region. The record is from RefSeq and is a predicted model, not a curated record. The transcript is spliced from 4 exons.